Pocillopora meandrina is the source of this 2288-nucleotide messenger RNA. NCBI's taxonomy places the organism in Eukaryota, Metazoa, Cnidaria, Anthozoa, Scleractinia, Pocilloporidae. The record is from the annotation of a GenBank genome assembly.
CAUCGACAAAGUGAUCCCUACCCACCUCCCCCGAGGUCGGUAGAACAUCGUGGUAUUCAUCAGAAGUGGCCGGUGAGUUAGUUUAAUCAUAAUUCUGGAGGAGUUGUGUCAAAAGGAUCUAAAAAUUAUGGUUCACUGGAAAAUCUGUUCCUUACUGUUUAUUGGUUACUUAUUGAAAGGGUUAGUAGUAGCUUCACAAGCCGGCAAUCUGGGAGAUUUAGCAAAAAUUUUGGCGCAGUUGGCCGGUGGAGAAAAUUGUGCAUUUCGAUGUCCGAAAGGUAAGCGUGUUCUUGGUUGUAGUAAAAUUUAACGGAACAGUUAAGGGUAAACUUCAUCUCAACUGUAUAGCCCUUACUUCAUCAAAAGAAAAAGGGUACAUUUUCGUUCUUAAUCUCAGACUUAUCCACCCCAAGAAAAACUAAUUUCACCUUUUAGACUUUGUGUUAGUAUUUCAGAAAUACACUCUCACGUGCAAUAGGCUUGAAGCUGAAGAAAACGAGAUCUAAAUCUACCGGAAAUGAUCGAUGAAGAAGAAAAUAUAUCGAGGGUGUAAAACAUAACUCUAGUUUUAUGUAUUGCUGUAGUUAUUCUCUCAUACGAAUUAAAAUGCUUUAUAAAAGUACUGUAUAAACAAAUUUGUCCGUGAGAAUGUAACGUUAUACUUGCAACUGUUGGCUUCUUUGACUGUAUUUUAAGUAGCUGACAUGGUACGUUUUAAUUGGUUCAUUUGAUAUUAUUUAUUCACCUGCUAGUCUGUGUUUACCAGUAAUAACAAAAUUAAUAAGGUAAUUAUCCAGUUUUGACUCUAAAGGUCCCCAUAUCAUUUCUUCCCUAAUAUCUGCCAUAGUUUCUAAUAAUCGUAGUUCUGAUGUAAAAUCAAACAGUCUUCCCUUCAUUACUUUCUUUUCCUCUCAUUACAUACAUAUCCGCUGUUGGAAAAUCCUACAUGUAAAGCUGUUGAACUGACAAACACAUAAUUACAGACACAGACUCCUAAGAUGGUAUUAAAUUAUUUGUUUCCACUAUUGUGGUUGUGCAGUGUGCCUCAACCAGACCUCAAUAACUGAUCAUAUUCAAUUUUAAGCAGGUUUUUUUUUAAUUGAGGAAAAAGGGGAGUGAUUGGGGUGUGAUUAAAGAGUAAGACCUUUUAAGUAGUUUCUUGCUUUUAUCAUUGAAAGUAAAAUCUUUCUAAUACAAUCUAUUUUGGUUUUAUCAACUGAGUUGAUAAUGUAAAUUGUCCACUGUAAAGCAUUUCUAAAGCUGAUUAAGCAGCAGUAACCCUUUGUCAGAGAAAUCCCCCCCCAACAGUGUAGCACCACAGAUUCUUUAGAACUUUACCCCCACUUCUUUCCCAUCCAGACCGCAUGAUAUCUUGAAAAUAUUUAUUAACCUUGGGAUAACACAUAAUUUUGGCUCCAAUGUAUUCAAGAAACAAAGUAUUAGAUGGUUCUCCAUUGUGUUCUCAUUUCAGGUUAUAAGCCUCUUACUAAUCCAAAGCAUAAACCCUCAAGUGAUGGAUGUGGUUCCAUGGGAAUAAAGGUAUAGUUUUAACAAAAAUAAAAAUGAAAACUUGUAGUCUAAGGGUAGUCACUGGAAAAGGAAAUUAUGGAUUCAGAACCUCUGAGCAGAAGUUUGCCAUGGUAAGAACCAUACAGUACACUGGGAGCAAUGCAUUCAUGAGACUGAUACACACAAGAUUAUCUAUACUGCUGGGUAGAGAGAACAUUGAAACACACAAUGUCUUGAUGAAGAAUAAGACAGUCACAAUAAAUGGAGAAUAAUUAUAGUCUUUUCUUGAGCAUUUUCUUUUAUUAACUAAACUGAAAAAAAGAUCUUUUUGCAGUUUUCCCGCUAUUAUAUGAGUGACAUUAAUGUUUAUAGUUAUAGGAACAACCAUGAUCUUUAUCUCCCUGUGAGCACCGUUCUCUUAAUGACCCUACUAAGAUUUCCUCAUAUGUUUUCAGCUUGACACUUCCAAUUUUGCUGGUUUUACAAGAUGCUGUGAUCUCCAUGACAUCUGCUACGACACCUGCAACAAUGACCGCACUCAGUGCGAUGAUGACUUUAAAUCCUGUUUAGACAAUGAGUGCCUUCUCACAGGUCUGGGAAAUAGACUACCAAAGAAGCAGUUGGAUGCAUGCCAGACAUCGGCAGAUCUAAUGUACUCAGGAACACUUGCCUUAGGAUGUGCAUCAUAUAAAGAAGCCCAGCGUAAUGCUUGUCUUUGCAAUGGAAGGACAAUAACUAAAAAAGAAAUGGAAGAGUUGGAAAGAAAUGAGGAAUUAUGA